Messenger RNA from Mycena citricolor, 5073 nucleotides. The record is from the annotation of a GenBank genome assembly. NCBI's taxonomy places the organism in Eukaryota, Fungi, Basidiomycota, Agaricomycetes, Agaricales, Mycenaceae.
CCCACAUCCUCAUCCAUACAAAAUGUCUUACGGUGGCUAUGGUGGCAACUACGGUGGAGUUGGUGGUGGAGGUAGCUGGGGAGGAGGAGGCGGAGGAGGCGGGUACGGUGACGACCGCAUGGGCAACCUAGGAGGCGGACUGCGCCAGAUCGACUGGGCAAAUACCAAAGUCGAGCAUUUCGAAAAGAACUUCUACGUCGAGGACAAGAAGGUCAAGGAGCGCAGUGAUAAGGAUAUUGAAGAGUUCCGUCGGUCGAAAGACAUUCGUAUUCAAGGACGUGGUGUUCCCAGACCGGUCUCCUCCUUCGACGAAGCCGGCUUCCCCGAAUACUUGAUGACUUCUAUUCGGGCCCAAGGUUUUGCCUCUCCCACUCCCAUUCAGUGCCAAGCAUGGCCCAUGGCUUUGAGUGGAAGAGACGUUGUCGCUAUUGCUCAAACCGGUAGCGGGAAAACCAUUUCUUUCGCUUUGCCUGCCAUGCUGCACAUCAAUGCCCAACCUCUACUGUCACCGGGAGACGGACCGAUUGCCCUUAUCCUCGCCCCUACCCGUGAACUGGCUGUCCAAAUCCAGCAAGAGUGUACCAAAUUCGGAUCCAACUCCAGGAUUCGCAACACUGCCAUUUACGGUGGAGCCCCUAAGGGUCCCCAAAUUCGUGAUUUGCAACGUGGUGUCGAGAUUGUUAUUGCGACGCCGGGCCGUCUGAUCGACAUGCUGGAGACACAGAAGACUAACCUUCGCCGCGUGACUUAUCUUGUGAUGGAUGAAGCCGACCGCAUGCUGGAUAUGGGUUUCGAGCCUCAAAUUCGCAAGAUUGUGGGACAGAUCCGACCUGACCGACAGACGCUCAUGUUCAGUGCCACAUGGCCAAAAGAGGUCCAGCGUCUUGCGAACGACUUCCUCAAAGACAUGAUUCAGGUCAACAUUGGGUCGAUGGAGCUGACUGCCAACCAUAACAUCACCCAAAUCGUUGAAGUUUGCAGCGACUUCGAGAAGCGCGGCAAGCUUGUCAAGCAUCUUGACCAGAUUGGGUCUGAGAACGCCAAGGUCCUCAUCUUUGUCGGAACAAAGCGUGUGGCGGACGAUAUCACCAAAUAUCUGCGGCAAGAUGGGUGGCCUGCCCUGGCCAUCCACGGCGACAAGGAACAGCGUGAACGUGACUGGGUGUUGAGCGAAUUCAAAGCCAGUCGAUCUCCGAUUUUGAUAGCCACCGACGUUGCAUCCCGUGGGCUCGAUGUCAAGGAUGUUCGAUAUGUCAUUAACUACGACUUCCCGAACAACUGUGAAGACUACAUCCAUCGUAUCGGCCGUACUGGGCGUGCUGGAAUGAAAGGCACAUCAUACACUUACUUCACCACUGACAACGCCAAAUCAGCCCGCGAGUUGGUUGGCAUUCUGCGCGAAGCCAAGGCCAAUGUUCCGCCCCAGCUAGAGGAGAUGGUUAGCUACGGUGGUGGCGGUGGUCGCAGCCGGUACGGUGGCGGUGGUGGCGGUGGUCGGCGCGGUGGCGGCGGUGGUGGAGGAGGAGGCCGUUGGGGUGGAGGCGGCGGUGGUGGUGGCGGCUACGGGCAGAGUGACAACGGCUACGGAGGCCGUGGCGGUGGCGGCGACCGCUGGUAAAUCCUCUGACUCUUUUUGUGCAUCCACCAUACCAGGUCUCUUGUUUCGUAGAAAAACGCCCGCCAUACAUACAUAGACUGUUCUGUAUAUUUGUGCUCUUAAUUCGCAUCUGAUGACAUCCAUCUCUCGUGCGAUAAGAUAAGAUUUGCUGUCAACCGCACGCGGCAACAAACAAACCUGACGCCCUAGCUUUUGUCGUAAUUCCCUUUCACCCACCUGAUAAUGUCGACUGCAGGGUCGCUGUCGGACGAACUUACCUCCCCUUCCCCUUCCCCACCACCGGAGCAAUCGAAUCUCCAGCCAUCUCGCAAACCCGGUCGUCCGAAGAAAGCGCCCAGAAAAGCUCCCCCACGACCCGUGUCCAUCACCUCAAAGCCUCUCAAACGCGCAGGUCCCCUUCCCCAACCGCCCCGAUCCGCAGGGCUCGAUACAGCUAUGGACUCAGGCUCGGAGCUCUCCGAGCUGACGGAAGAGGAAGAAGAUACAGGGCGUGAUAUCAACGAGGAGGACGAGGAAGACGAGGAAGACCAGCUGGCGUACGAUGACGACGAGGCAAAGGCCAAGUCUCCGGUACGCGCCACUAAAGGCCGCGUCGACUCGCUUGCGAUUGCCAGCGGUAGCCACAUGAGCAGCUCGCCCUCCAAAAACAAACCUAUGCCACUCCCGAUGUGGGGGGUCAACGCGGAACCGCCUGCCGCACAGGAAGAGGAGGAAGAGGAAGAGGUACCAGAGCACCCCUCAGUCAUGGAGGAAGAGUCGGGUGACAGUGGUGAUGAUCGUGCUGCUCCUAAGAUGCUGCCCCCAGACAUCGGCAAAAUUGAAAUUAUUCCGGUCCAGGAAUCCCGAGACAUGGAGGUCGAUCCACCAGAAACGCAUUUCAACUCACUCCCCAUUCCUGUACUCUCGAGCACUGCUGCCGCUGCAGUGACCCUCCUCGACCUGUUCGCAGUGGCAUCAUCUCCCCCCGCCUCGCUCGCUCCGGUCGACUCAGGUAUCUCAGCAAAGCGAACUGUCCUUAAUGAUCCGGCGGCACAGGAUGGAGACGAGGAGAUGACCGAAUCAGAGGAUGACCAGCUCAGUGAUGUCGGCGAGGGCCGUGAACUAGAUGACGCGGUUGAGUUGCCCGCCAUCAGCGGCCCUGAUGGUGGCAUCAGUACUGGGGGGCGUUCAACGCCAUCUGCUCCUAUUCCGGAAGACGAUUUAGAUGUCGCGAGUCGCGAGGGGUCCCCCGAGUCUGAACAGAGUGGUGAAGAGGAUGUCGCCGAGGACCCACUGGAAACCAAUGACCUGGACGCACCGGACGCCGAGGUUGAUGUCAAAGGCCCUCUAGAGAAUGAGGACGUGGAUAACAAGAGUGACAUUGAAGCUGACGGAGAAGAUGUUGCUGACCAAAGCGAGGACGAAGAGGACGAGGCCGAACUGGACGCUGACAAGAGCGAUAACGAGGAAGUCAAGAGUGAAGUUGAGGAAGAUGUCAAGUCGGACGCGGAUAUCGACGAUGAAGUGCAGCCUGCGCAUCGCGCAGAGGCGCUUGAGGUUCUGGCAGGGAUUGAGCUGAAGUAUGCGUUAUUGCGUGAAGCCAUCUAUCUUGAGCGGAUGGAAGGUCUGGGGUGGGAAGAAGGUUUGGUUCUUGCAGGAACGCAUCCGGAGUUGCUCCACAUUCAGCAUGAACUUGCCGCAAGACGUGACAGACGCAUCGAACUUGCUACCAAGAAGCGCACUUUGGAUCAUUUGGAUGCAGAACGGAAACGCAGGGCUGGCGAAAUAGGUGUUUGGGGCUGGUGGAAAUUCUCGCGAGAUAAUCUACAGGCCGACAUGAUAUCCGAGGCCAACCGGAAGCGGAGGAAACUCGAUCGUGAUCGCCGAAGCAAUGAGCGCCAGUUACCUCAGCGUCGCAGUGCGCCGCCUCCUCCGUCCCACACCGUCCCAGCAGCCAUACCCAAUCUGCGUCAGAUCAUCAAGGCUGCCGAACCAUUCCGCAUUCUCGAGAGUGGUGCUCGUCGUCGCCGAGGCGAUUCACGCCCUCAUGAAAAUGCAUCACCAGCUCAGCCAUUGGCAUUUCCUGAUCUGACCCCAUUAAAUGCGACGGAUAUCCAAAGCGACCUCAACUUCAUGCUCCAGCACCAGUUGGUGCCACCCCCAACGUCCAGCCCAGUCCAGCAACAUCCGGCAAGCACGGCACGGCCUGUACAGCCCCCCACGGCGCCACGCGCCAUGCCCCCUGCGGCACAGCCUCAACCGAUGUACGAACCCAACUUCGGGCGCGCUCCCCCACCUCCCGGACCAUACCCGCCCUCGAUGCAUUCUGCAUUCGCACCGCCACCAGCUGGUUAUGGCCGGAUGCACCACCAUCACUCUGCACCGCCACCCGUCCAUCACUCACACCACGUGGCUCCUUAUCCCGAAAUGGGCUAUGCGCCAUAUAUUGCUGGCCCCGGGCGACGAGCAGAAAGUCCUGCGGGCCGCUGGCCUAUGAAGCCUGGUGAAUGGCAUCCCGAUGCACGGCCACCUCCGCCAAUGAUGAUGGGAUCAUUGGGUCGGUCGCUAGAGGAGGAGGAGCGCGAGCGCGAACGUCUGAAAAACUUGCGUGAGCGCGACCGUGAUAGAGAUGACAUGGAACGUCGAGACUAUCUAAUGAGAGGUCCACCGCAAGGAGCUCCGCCACCUUCGCAUCACCACACGAUGAUUGCAGGACCACAUCACCAUCACCGACCGCACCACCACCACGUCGUGCAUCAUCAUGCCCCGCCGUCCGCCAGCCACCUCCCGGGGCAUAGUCACCCCCGACCGUCACUUAGUCCUCGUGCAUCACGUGAGUUCCACGAGAGUCGCCCUUCGGCGGAGAUGAUCAACCUCGACCACCGUAAGCGAUCGAACACGGGUCCUCCCGUUGACGAUCGAGAGCGUCCGCUGGCAACUCCGUUUGUGAUGAACAACGCCUACAGCGGUCGGAGCUUGCAUACUCCUCCGCCUCCGACUGCACCGAGAGGUCCGCGUCAAUUGGAAGAUGCUUUCAGGAUGCCCCCGGCGUCGUCAACUUCGGUCGGGUACCUCGGGGAUGCGGUCGGUCAUCGGGAUGAACAACGGCGAGAGAACAGUGCCCACCGCGAUACUGUAGCCCGUCGAUUCUCUCAAUCCUCUCAGCCCCCAACAGGUCCAAGUUCCUCCCGGGCUACGACUCGGCUGUCGCCUCCGAUACAUAGAACACUCCCACCGCCUAGUCCAUCUGGCUUUGGAAGUGCUCCCUCCCGUUAUGGAACUCCCCGCUCCCCUGUUUUGCAUCGUCCAGAACGCCUGCCUUCGCCGUCUGCCAGCAAGAUGAUGGUCAAUUCGAUGAUGGAGGAAAAACACGAUUCGCCCUUUGCUGGGCCGUUUGCAGGGAAACCCCCGUCUGAAAAAGAUGUUGUCGCCUGAUUAUUUUUGUUGUCUUUGUGUUGCUCCAAUGAAUUCUGAUU